Molecule: messenger RNA, 3707 nt
Organism: Saccostrea echinata
Lineage: Eukaryota; Metazoa; Mollusca; Bivalvia; Ostreida; Ostreidae
Product: protein disulfide-isomerase A4-like
Exons: 11
Coding region: 13-1905 (630 amino acids)
Biological process (GO): response to endoplasmic reticulum stress; protein folding
Cellular component (GO): endoplasmic reticulum; cell surface
Molecular function (GO): protein disulfide isomerase activity
Source: RefSeq, a predicted model, not a curated record
AAACAAGUCGGCAUGUUUAGUGUGAAGUUUCUGUGGCUCUUGACAGUUGCAGCUUUGUUAAUGGUUGGUUAUGUGAGAUCAGAUGGAGACGAAAAAGCUGAGGAUUCAGAGGGGGACACACCAGAAGGGGACACGCCAGAGGAGGGGAAAGAGGAACCUGAUGUCUUAGUCCUGACCAAAGAAAACUUUGAUGAGACGAUUGACAAGCAUGAUAACAUCAUGGUUGAGUUCUAUGCCCCUUGGUGUGGUCAUUGUAAAACCCUGGAACCAGAAUAUGCUAAGGCGGCAAAAGUCCUUAAGAUGUGGGACCCACCAGUUCCUCUGGCCAAAGUGGAUGCCACAGUAGAGACAGAGCUUGCCUCAAGAUUCGAGGUCAGCGGAUACCCAACUAUAAAGUUCUUCAAGAAAGGUGUUCCUUAUGAUUUUGAUGAUGGCAGAAAUAUGGAGGGUCUGAUACGUUACGUUAAGGACAGGGCGUCCCCAGACUGGAAACCUCCUCCUGAUGCUGUGGUGACCCUGACUAAGGACACAUUCAAGGACUUUAUCAAUAACAAUGAGCUGAGUUUAGUGGAGUUUUAUGCUCCUUGGUGUGGACACUGUAAGGCCCUGGCCCCAGCAUAUGAGAAAGCAGCCAAACAACUCAGCAUACAGACUGAUCCUAUCCCCCUCGCUAAGGUGGACGCUACGGUGGAAACUGAGCUGGCCUCGGAGUAUGAGGUCUCGGGGUACCCCACUUUGUUCCUUUUUAGGAAGGGGAAAAAGUAUGAAUAUAAUGGACCCAGGGAUGAAAAUGGUAUUGUGAACUACUUGAUAAAACAACAAGGGGAGGCAUCCAAACUAAAGUUAAGUGUGAAAGAUGUUAAGUCAUCCAUGAAGCCAAGCGAGAUCUUUGUUAUGGGGUUCUUUGACAACCUAAACGAUCCUAAACUCCGGAUAUAUAUGGACGCAGCCAACACCAUGAGGGAGGAGUUUAAUUUUGGUCACACCCUUGACCCAGCUAUUGCAGAUGCCUUCAAGACUAACCCAGGAACUGUCCUUGUAUUCAACCCGGAGAGAUUUUACACCAAAUAUGAACCCAAGUGGCACAUCAUGAAACUGGAUGAUGUUGAGGAUGAAGGAGACAUUGUGGAGUUUGUACGAAAGAGAGAAGUGCCAUUAGUGGGUCAGUACACAGCUAACAACAUCAAACAAUACCAGAAGUACCGCCCUCUCUGCUUUGUCUUCUACACUGUGGACUGGAGCUUUGAUCACAGAGAGGCAACCCAACUUUGGAGGAACAAAGUCGCUAAAAUUGCCAACAACCACAAGGAAGUGAAGUUUGCCAUUGCUGACGAGGACGAACACAGCCACUUGAUAGCAGAGUUUGGAUUGGAGGAUUCUGGGGAGGAAAUCAACAUUGCUUGUUAUGGCCCCGAUGGAAAGAAGUACCCCAUGGAACCAAUGGAAGAAUGGGAAGAUGAUGAGGUGGAGGAAUUCAUCACUAAAAUGAAGAAAGGAAAACUGACACCACAUUUAAAGUCGCAACCUGUCCCAAAACGCAACGAUGGACCAGUAAAAACAGUUGUUGCUAAAUCCUUUGACAAAAUCGUGAAAGAUAAAUCUAAAGAUGUCUUGAUUGAGCUGUACGCUCCAUGGUGCGGACACUGCAAGCAGUUAGAACCAAUUUAUAAAGACCUUGCCACCAAAGUCAAAAAGGAGAAAAAUAUCGUCAUAGCCAAAAUGGAUGCCACUGCUAAUGACGUGCCCGAGCUAUAUAAAGCAGAGGGAUUCCCCACUAUUUAUUUUGCUCCAUCUAAUAAUAAAGACGCUCCUCUAAAAUAUAGCGGGGGUAGAACAGUAGACGAUUUUAUGAAAUAUCUUAAAGAACAUGCUACUGUGGCUUUUAAAGGGAAGGACGAGUUAUAACACUUGUUCCUGGAAUAGCAUAAAAAAUGAAAAUCUCUCAUAGUUUAAUGAAGCAUAUUGUCCAAGUACAGAUUUGUUUCUUAAGGUUGUUCAUUUGAAAAAAGGAUUUUUUUUCUUUUUUUCAAAAUUUCUUUUGUCAUAAAUUUUGGCAUGAUAUGAAAUACAGUGAAACCUGUCUAAUUUGACAAGCAAUGGGAGAAAAUUUUUGUAUCGGAAUAGAUAGGGUGACAGAUUACACAGUGUAAUAAACUCGGAAAAAAAAAAAUUAAAUGGGUAUGAAAAUAAAGGUCGGAAUUCACUGUGAAACAGAUUGCACAGGUUUCAGAUUAGACAGGUUUUCACUGUACAUGUACUCUUCUGUACUCAAUUAUUAUUUUUCAUAUAACGGGAUAAAAACAUUUUCCUCAAGCAAAUCUGUACUUGGAGGAUACCUCAUCAAAAAUUCAUGUUUAUUUUUAUACUGUAUGUGAGGUUGACAAUGUAUACAAUCACAGUGUAAAUGUUUCAUAAUUUAUAAAAUAUUUCAUCAUCUCACUUGAUUACUAGUAAUAUGAAAUCUUUGAAGGUAAAAAAAUAAACACUUGACAUAUACUAAUCUAAUAGUAAUGUACAUUUUGCAUCAAGUGAAUGUUUUAAACCAUGGAAGUGAGAGACACAUACAUAGAUCUGUUAACUCAAAUGAACAGGGAAUAUUAUAAAUUAUCAUUUAACUCCUGUUGUUAACGUAUUUCCUUUCAAAAAAAAUAUGCCAAUUUGUUUUUUCUCCUCUAGAAACCUUGUUAUAAUGAAGAGAAUGAUGGUUUUGCAUGCUUUAAUUUUUUUUUGUCUGUAAACAGGAAAAUCGAAACGAAUGCUUCAUUUUAUAGAAGAAACUUAAAAUGUUACAUUAUUUACUGUACUUAAUGGUAAUGGUAAUAAUCUACUUAGGUGUACUAGAAUUCAUAUUUCAAUCGACUUCACUAUGUUACUGUAAGGUUAAUAUAAGAUGUACUUGAUAUAAGUUAUUUCUGGCAUAUAUUCAUAGCUGUUGUAGACUGGGUACAAAUACCAAAAUCAUUUUGUUUAUAUAAUUAUUUUCUUUAUUAGGAGAUAUAUAGACCAAAGUUCAUGCAUGUACAGCAUUUUUUUUCAAUGAGGUAUUGUCAUUUUCAUGUGUUAAUCACACAUUUUUUAUGAGGGUUUGUAUGAAGUUGAUUUAAAAUACUAAUAGUUUUUGUGUAGGCAUUGAGGUGUAAUUUAUUGUAUAUUUCAAACCAGAAUGAUCGUGUUUCUAGAAUAUUUUAUAGGUUUCCUUUGUUAGCUGUACAUUUUUCACAUGGAAAUAUGUUAACUCUUAUAAAAACAUUUUAAGAUGUGGUCUCAAAAAUGAUUGGUAAGCUUUGAUUUUCUUUUACAUGCACCUGCUUUUAUUUCUAGUAAUUUUUGAUGCAAGAUCUUUUUUUUUUUUGUAUUAAUCCUUGUUUAAAAUUUCUUAUUCAGUUUACAUGGACGCCUUAUUACUUAAUGCAAAGUGAUGGGAAUUUCAGUGAAGAUGGGGUGUAAAAAUGAAUACUGUAGAUUCCUAAAUAUACACGAGGAAUUAAUUAUCGCGUAAUUACGCGAGAAGCACCACUCGCGAAAUAAAAUUACUCGCUUUUAUUUUUAUGGUGCUUUAAUGUAUGUAAAAUCUCCAGAUAAAUCACCCAUUCGCGAAUUAUUGCUCUCGCGAUUUGACGCCAUUGGGUCAUUUCGCGAUAUUAAGUACUCGCGUAAAAUAAGGAAUCUACAGUAACAGAAUGGCAAAUAAAUGGAUGUAAAACAAA